UUGCCACAGAUUCUAAUCUUUCAAUUCUCAUCCACUCGCUCUGUAAUCUUCUCAGGUUCUCUCACAUAUUCAUUUUUUGUCCCUUCCUCUUCUUUAUUUUUAAUUUUCAUCCUCCUAAUUAUUUCUCCUCUUCAUUCUUGAUUUUCAUUAACGAUGGCCGCCACUGUAAAUGCCGCAGUUUCAUUCCCAACCACUAACUCAACGUCCCUUCCCGCCAGAUUCUCCACCAUUACUCCAGAAAGAAUCAGCUUUAACAAGGGAUUCUUGUACUCCAGAAAUGUCUCAUCGGGUGGAAAAGCUGUUAAAAUUAGAGCUCAAGUUACUACAGAGGCUCCUGCUAAAGUGGUAAAGGUGUCAAAGAAGAAUGAUGAAGGUAUAGUUGUCAAUAAAUUCAAGCCUAAGAAUCCGUACACUGGAUUAUGUCUUCUUAACACCAAAAUUACUGGAGAUGAUGCUCCUGGAGAGACCUGGCACAUGGUUUUCAGUACGGAAGGAGAAGUGCCGUACAGAGAAGGGCAAUCGAUCGGUGUGAUUGCUGAUGGUAUCGACAAAAAUGGGAAGCCGCACAAGCUUAGAUUAUAUUCAAUUGCCAGUAGUGCUAUUGGAGACUUUGGCAACUCUAAAACUGUUUCUUUGUGUGUUAAGAGGCUUGUUUACACCAAUGAUCAAGGAGAGACAGUGAAAGGAGUCUGCUCUAAUUUUUUGUGUGACCUGAAACCUGGGGCAGAAGUAAAGAUCACAGGACCUGUAGGAAAAGAAAUGCUCAUGCCAAAAGAUCCAAAUGCCACAAUCAUUAUGCUUGCAACCGGAACGGGAAUUGCACCAUUCCGCUCAUUCUUGUGGAACAUGUUCUUUGAGAAGCACCAAGACUACGAGUUUAAAGGAUUGGCUUGGCUUUUCCUGGGUGUUCCAACCACUAGCUCACUGCUAUACAAAGAUGAGUUUGAGAAGAUGAAGAGUAAAUACCCAGAAAACUUGAGGGUUGAUUAUGCUGUGAGCAGAGAACAAACAAAUGAAAAAGGUGAAAAAAUGUACAUUCAAACAAGAAUGGCACAGUAUGCAGAAGAGUUAUGGGAAUUACUCAAAAAGGACAACACCUUUAUCUACAUGUGUGGUCUUAAAGGAAUGGAGAAGGGUAUUGAUGACAUUAUGGUCAAUCUCGCAGCUAGAGACGGCAUUGACUGGAUUGAAUACAAACGGCAACUGAAGAAGAGUGAGCAAUGGAACGUUGAAGUCUAUUAAUCUUAGCUACUGAUUUUCUUUUGGACUACGUUAGAUAAUGUAAACUUGUAAAACUUCUUCAAAUUUCUGGCUUUUUGGUCCUUGUAUAAUUAUUUUCUCAAUUUUUUUGCUUUCUAAACAUGAAGCAAUUAUAUCAGUAUAUUCAAUGGAAGUGUCUCAUGUAAACAGAA
Molecule: messenger RNA, 1412 nt
Organism: Mercurialis annua (annual mercury)
Lineage: Eukaryota; Viridiplantae; Streptophyta; Magnoliopsida; Malpighiales; Euphorbiaceae
Product: ferredoxin--NADP reductase, leaf isozyme, chloroplastic
Exons: 8
Coding region: 154-1242 (362 amino acids)
Molecular function (GO): oxidoreductase activity
Source: RefSeq, a predicted model, not a curated record